Octopus sinensis (East Asian common octopus) is the source of this 408-nucleotide messenger RNA. RefSeq lists its product as uncharacterized. The record is from RefSeq and is a predicted model, not a curated record. The transcript is spliced from 2 exons. The coding region runs from base 35 to 376 and encodes 113 amino acids. Lineage: Eukaryota; Metazoa; Mollusca; Cephalopoda; Octopoda; Octopodidae.
AGCGGCAGAGGGUGAAACGAGAGCACCAUCAGUAAUGACCGAAGGUACAGAAGGGACAUCAUUUAUAACCGAAACUGAAGGUAUGUCAUUCGUAACCGGAGACCCAUCACUUAUAAGCGGAGAACCCUCAGUGAUAACCGAAGAAAAGCCAGCAGUCGAAGGCGCUGUCAAAAAAGAGGAAAAGCCACCGGCCGCGAGCGAAGGAGAACCAUCAGUCAUAACCGAAGGUGAACUCUCAGGCAUAACUGAAGGUGAUGGAGAACAAUCACUUAUAACCGAUGACAAACUACAAUCUUUCAUAGCCGACCUUGAGGAGAAAGGGCCUUCAGUCAUAAAAGAAGAAGAUGUUCCAAUAGCAGAACAAGAGCAACCAUAACCGGAAACAUACUACUAGUUCAUAUAUAUAUA